AUGAAGACGCCAUUGCGAAUAGCCAUUCUAGAGUGCGAUACUCCACCAGCGGCUAUCGUCGAUGAGUAUGGCCGAUACGAUCGCAUCUUCACUACACUCUUGGAGAGGGCAGCACAGGACCUAGGCUUAUCGCCAAAGCAAGACUUGGAGCUGAGCGCAUUUGACGUGGUCACAGCACAGGAGUAUCCCGACUUGCAGAAUAUAGACGCAGUGUUGAUCUCGGGCUCGAAGCACAAUUCAUUUGAUAACGAUCCAUGGAUCUUGAAGCUUGUGGACUUUACCAAGAAACUACUAGAGCAAGACAGAAUCCGUGUCAUCGGUGUUUGCUUCGGUCACCAGAUCUUGGGAAGGGCGGCAGGAGCGAAAGUCGGCCGCAGCGACGACGGAUGGGAGAUAUCGGUGAUGCCAGUGCAACUUACCGCGAAGGGGAAAGAAAUAUUCCAACAAGACACCUUGGCCAUUCACCAAAUGCAUAAGGAUGUAGUCUUCGAGUAUCCAGAGGGUGUGGAAAAGCUCGGUGGAUCACCACGUUGUCUGGUACAAGGCAUGUACAAGAAGGGCAGGCUCAUCUCCGUGCAAGGGCAUCCGGAAUUCACGGAGCCUAUUGUGUCGUAUUUGGUCAAGAUGAGAGCCGAGCAGGGUAUCUUUGAGGACGAGCAGGCCAAAGAUGCGCUGGAGAGAGUUGGCAAGCACCAUGACGGGGUGGUGAUUGCCAAGGCGUUCCUGAGGUUUUUGAUGGAGGACUGA
Molecule: messenger RNA, 747 nt
Organism: Alternaria ethzedia
Lineage: Eukaryota; Fungi; Ascomycota; Dothideomycetes; Pleosporales; Pleosporaceae
Exons: 3
Coding region: 1-747 (248 amino acids)
Cellular component (GO): cytosol; nucleus
Source: RefSeq, a predicted model, not a curated record